Sorghum bicolor (sorghum) is the source of this 1478-nucleotide messenger RNA. RefSeq names its product (+)-neomenthol dehydrogenase. The record is from RefSeq and is a predicted model, not a curated record. Lineage: Eukaryota; Viridiplantae; Streptophyta; Magnoliopsida; Poales; Poaceae. The transcript has 4 exons. Gene Ontology annotation, molecular function: oxidoreductase activity, acting on the CH-OH group of donors, NAD or NADP as acceptor. The coding region runs from base 275 to 1267 and encodes 330 amino acids. Gene Ontology annotation, cellular component: membrane.
AGCCUCCAGAUAUUUCCACCGUUCAUUGGUUCUGGUGUGCAGAAAAGUUUACUACGGUGCCGGCAGCUGGCGAAACAUCCAUCGAACGUCCUGUUCUUCGUAAGUAGUAUUGCUAACAACCACCAACCCCUCGCUAGGCAACAUAAAUAACCAGCAGCUAUCCCUGUCGUCCCCACUCUUGUGAUCUUGUCGUCAAGUUCACCGAGUGGCUGAGGACUGAGGAGUGAGGAAUACAUCUCUCAUCCUGUUGCUCGAGCUCGUGGUGCACAGGCUCAUGGCGGCCGCUAUCGGCACAAGGGUUGCUGUUGUCACCGGCGGGAACAAAGGUAUCGGGCUGGAGGUGUGCAGGCAGCUGGCCAGCAAUGGCAUCACCGUCGUCUUGACAGCCAGGGACGAGAAGAGGGGCGCAGCCGCCGUAGAGGAGCUCAAAGACGCGGGGCUCUCCGAUGUCAUUUUCCAUCAGCUGGAGGUCACCGAUGCUCAGAGCAUCGCUAGAUUGGCCGGUUUCUUGAAGGCGCGUUUUGGAAAGCUAGACAUCCUGGUAAACAAUGCCGCUAUCGGUGGGGUUGAGACACUUCCCAUCGAAAAUCCUGCUGAGGUUUUACAAUACAUACAUGCUCCUCCGAUAUGUAUUGUCAGAUUUUCAGCUCGUAGGCCACAAUGUGAAUUGAUGUUGGUGCGUGUGGAACAGAUCAAGGGCCUGGAUGCGUUUCAGAUGAUGCAAUGGAUGGGGAAACAAUGCCGGCCGACAAGCGACGCUGCUAAGGCAGGCAUUCAGACAAACUACUACGGGGUGAAGAACGUGACCGAAGCGCUGCUGCCGCUGCUGCAAGCCUCCUCCGACGGAAGGGUCGUCAACGUCUCCUCCGACUUCGGCCUGCUAAGUCAUAUCAGGAACGAGGAGGUGAAGCAGGAGCUGGACGACAUCGAGAACCUGACGGAGGAGAGGCUGGACGAGCUGCUGAGCGCGUUCCUCCGGGACUUCGAGGCCGGCGCGCUGGACGCCCGCGGGUGGCCGACGGAGUUCUCGGCGUACAAGGUGGCCAAGGUGGCCCUGAACUCGUACUCGAGGGUGCUGGCGAGGAGGCACCCGGAGCUGCGCAUCAACUGCGCGCAUCCCGGGUACGUGAAGACCGACAUGACCAGGCAGACUGGCCUGCUGACGCCCGCGGAGGGCGCGGCCAACAUCGUGAAGGUGGCGCUGCUUCCGGAAGGUGGCCAGACCGGCGCUUUCUUCGCGUUAGGCCAGGAGGCGCCGUUCGUGUGACAGUGCGCCAUGUCCCCCUAGACUAGGGCACGGCCGGUCCAGCGCUACUGCGCCACCGCCGUGCUAGUGCUAGUAUCUACCUGCGCAGUCGCUGGUUUGAGACGGCGAAUAAAGAAUUGUUGCAGCUUCGGUAAUAAAAUUGCCCAGAUGUCGGAUACCUUGUUUAGUUCGCCCAAAAAAAGAAACAAAAACUUUUCGAGAUUUCGUAUGA